AUGGCCUGGCGCAACCAAGGUACCACGGGCUCCAACAAUAUCCCCCUGGGGACGCGCCGUCGCUUCCAGGGUGACGAGGAAGAGGAUAGCAGCACCGCGACUCCUUCGUCUAUGCCCGAUGGCCCUAAGCGUGGCCGCAGCCCUGUUCGCGCGGAAGCCCCCGCAGUAGAUGCUGAUGGUGUCAAAAGGCGCAAGAAGCGCAACCGUUGGGGAGACCAGCAGGAGAACAAGGCUGCCGGUCUGAUGGGCUUGCCCACUAUGAUCAUGGCCAACUUCACCAGCGAGCAGCUGGAGGCAUACACCCUGCACCUGCGUAUCGAGGAGAUCAGCCAAAAGCUGCGGAUCAAUGAUGUGGUCCCUGGUGAUGGUGACAGAUCUCCCUCGCCACCUCCGCAGUACGACAACUUUGGUAGACGUGUGAACACUCGCGAGUACCGUUAUCGCAAGCGCCUCGAGGAUGAGCGUCACAAACUGGUCGAGAAGGCCAUGAAGACCAUUCCUAACUACCACCCGCCAUCUGAUUACAGACGCCCUACCAAGACCCAGGAGAAGGUCUAUGUCCCAGUGAACGACUAUCCAGAGAUUAACUUCAUUGGCUUACUUAUAGGACCUCGUGGAAACACCUUGAAGAAAAUGGAGACUGAAUCUGGCGCCAAGAUUGCCAUUCGUGGAAAAGGCUCCGUCAAGGAAGGAAAAGGCCGAUCUGAUGCCGCUCACGCUAGCAACCAGGAGGAGGAUCUUCACUGUCUGAUUAUGGCAGAAACUGAAGAGAAGGUGAACAAGGCCAAGAAACUGAUUCACAACGUCAUCGAGACUGCUGCUUCCAUUCCCGAAGGUCAGAAUGAGCUCAAGCGCAACCAGCUUCGUGAGCUCGCGGCUCUCAACGGUACUCUACGUGAUGACGAGAACCAGGCUUGCCAGAACUGUGGUCAAAUCGGACAUCGCAAGUACGACUGUCCCGAGCAGCGCAACUUCACCGCAAACAUUAUCUGUCGCGUUUGUGGCAACGCUGGCCACAUGGCCCGCGAUUGUCCUGACCGCCAGAGAGGUAGCGACUGGCGCAACAACGGUGGUUUCCCCGGCGAUCGUGGUCCCGGUGGUCCCGGCGGUCCUCGUGCCAUUGGUACUGGCGAUGCUGUCGACCGUGAGAUGGAGCAACUCAUGAACGAGCUGUCUGGAGGUGCCCCUGGCGAGUACCCGCCUCGUCGUAUUGAAGCCGGCCCUGAUCAGGGCGGUUACCCUCCUGCUGGUGACCGUGAUGCGAACCCCUGGCAGCAGCGCGCUCCGCCGCCUCCGUCCAGCGAUGUUGCUCCUUGGCAACAGAGACGUGAGCACCGUCCUCGUGAUGAUUACGGUUCUCGCGACAAUGGGCCUGCUCCUUGGCAGAAGCGUGGCGGUGACUCUGGCGGUUACGGCGGUGGUGGCUAUGAAUCCCGCGGUGGCUACGGUGGACACGGUGGUCAAAGUAACGCCGGAUACGCUGCUCCCGGAACUGCUCCAGGCGCUGCUCCAGGCGCUGCUCCUUGGCAACAGCAGGCUGCCCCCGGCGGUCAACCUGCAUACGGAUACGGAGGAUACGGUUAUUCUGCCCCUGGCAUGGCUGCUGCUCCUCCGCCACCCGGCAUGGCUCCUUGGUCCUACGGGGCUGGUGCCCCUGGCGCUCCUGGCGCUGGCAGCCCUCCGCCUCCUCCCCCGCCUGUCGAUGGACCUCCACCACCUCCUCCCAGCGACCAGCCUCCUCCCCCUCCCCCUCCCGCUUAA
Messenger RNA from Penicillium longicatenatum, 1761 nucleotides. RefSeq names its product putative zinc knuckle transcription factor/splicing factor MSL5/ZFM1 (gene bbp). Gene Ontology annotation, molecular function: zinc ion binding; mRNA binding. NCBI's taxonomy places the organism in Eukaryota, Fungi, Ascomycota, Eurotiomycetes, Eurotiales, Aspergillaceae. The record is from RefSeq and is a predicted model, not a curated record. Gene Ontology annotation, cellular component: nucleus. The transcript is spliced from 7 exons. The coding region runs from base 1 to 1761 and encodes 586 amino acids. Gene Ontology annotation, biological process: regulation of mRNA splicing, via spliceosome.